Molecule: messenger RNA, 6672 nt
Organism: Vanessa tameamea
Lineage: Eukaryota; Metazoa; Arthropoda; Insecta; Lepidoptera; Nymphalidae
Gene: EMC1
Product: ER membrane protein complex subunit 1
Exons: 16
Coding region: 18-2738 (906 amino acids)
Biological process (GO): protein folding in endoplasmic reticulum
Cellular component (GO): EMC complex
Molecular function (GO): protein binding
Source: RefSeq, a predicted model, not a curated record
UUUUCAGUCAUUGAGAAAUGGGGGUGCUGUCAAGUAAUUUAAAACCCAGUUUUCUGGGUUUAUUAAAAUUUUUAAACAACAUGAACUGGUUUAUUGUGUUUUUCAGUUUAAUUAAUAUUUCAGUUUGUAUUUACGAAGAUCAAAUCGGAAAAUUCGACUGGCGUCAAACUUAUGUGGGCAGAAUAAAAUUUGCUCAGUUUGACACCGUUUCCACCGCUAAAAAAAUAAUUGUCGCCACAGAGGAGAACGUAUUAGCUGCCCUAAAUUUGAAGACGGGUCAAGUAGUUUGGCGUCAUGUAUUUGAAACUGCAUCAACCGGUAAUAUCCAGUUAUUGCAUGUCGGAGAGAAGGUCACCACAGUUACUGGAUCAAAUCCUUAUCUGGUCAGGGGUUGGGAUUCUAACACAGGGGUUCUCAUCUGGGAGUGGUCAUUGACAGUUCAGAAUGAUUUAACGGAAUAUUCACAAUGGUGGGUGCAGAACAAUAUGCUUGUUCAUGUUUUGCCAGUAUUUGGUUCUCACAUUGAAGUCACCAUGUAUAAUCUCCUGACUGGUAGCAAUCGUGGUGCUUCAUCUAUGCUCCCUGCUAUCUGGACCAAUGAGAGAUGUAUUCUCACAGCACCCCACUACACAUGUAUAUCUGGACCAUUGGAGAGCCAACUCCUUCUAUCCAUAGAUGUCACAUCUAAUGCCGUAAAGAUUAUAAGCAAGCCCCUUACAGAUUAUGUUGAUAUCCAACAAACCGUCAGUGUGAAUUUGAGGCCUCUUGGAGGUAACAGUAUUAUUCCAGGUUUUGUCCUAGGCAAUGAUAAAAUAGUAUUUAUAAGAGAUAAUAAUUUUGAAAAGUCAAAAGUUCAGUUGGGUGACAAGUCUGCUAGUGCAACUGUUGUUGAUGGUGCUAAUGGACAUAUUCUAGUACAAACUUGGAUGGAUGAUGUAACAGGUUUUACUCUCACAGCUGACAGUGUAUCCACUGGCAAGGAAGUGACAGAUAUUUAUUGUUCAGACAAAACAUUAAAUAUACCUAAGCCUGAACUUCUAGCAGUGAUGUGCACUCGCACUUCGAGAGAACAGAAUGCCUGCCGUCUGCUCAUCAAUGCAGCCGAUGAUGCAGUACAUCUCAUGCAGCAAGGAGGGCGGGCGCUGUGGGCGCGCGAGGAGGCGCUGUCGCGCGCGCGCGCCGUGGAGUUCGUGGAGCUGCCCGUGUCCGACACCGACGCCGCGCUCGAGAGCGAGUUCGACCAGAAAGAAGGUUCAGUUUGGUCCGCAUUUGCACGUCGGCUGCUCACUCAGUACCAACAGCUGCAGAACUUGAUACGCAGCCUGCAGGGAGAGAGCGCCGUGCAGAAGACGCCGUCGUCCCUCGUCAGAGACUACUUCAACCUCCACAGGAUUAUUGUCAUCGUAACCGAUGCUGGAAAGAUAUUCGGCAUAGACAACCUGUCCGGCGAGAUCCUGUGGCGCCGCUACGAGGCGGGGCUGAGUGCGCAGUCGGCGAGCGUGUUCACGCGGCGCUCGGCGCGCACGCCGCCGCACCACGCGCACCUCAGCGUCGUCGCCACGCAGCGGGAUACAGGAAACGGCUUCAUCCUCAGUCUUAACCCUAUCACAGGCGAAUUAAUCGAUGAAGGAAAGCUGAUAUUGAAUGUACGUCUACUGCAAUGUAUGAUGCUGCAUGUACCUGACUCGGAGAAGUUGCACGCACUUGUGCUAUUAGAUGAAAAAGAAAAUGUGUUGGUACUUCCAUCGUCUGCGGCGCCGCUAGUGGAGGACGUGUACAUGUAUGUCGCCGAAAAAGAUACGGCAAAGGUGCAAGGAUAUUCUUUAAGAUUUGAUGGAAAAGGCGUGCGCGCGCAGCGCACGUGGGCGGCGCGGCUGGGCGGCGCGGGCGCGGCGCGCGUGGCGGCCACGGCGACGCGCUCGCGCCUGGAGCACGUGCGCGCGCCCGGCCGCGCGCUGGCCGACCGCAGCGUGCUCUACAAGUACUCCAACCCCAACCUCGUGCUCUUCGUCGUCGAGCGACUCGACCCGCUCUAUAAAGAGGAGGUGGUGGCGGUGGCGCUGGACGUGGUGUCGGGCGCGCUGGCGGGCGCGGCGGCGCACCGGCGGGCGCGCGCGCUGCCGCUCGCCGCGCACGCCGACAACUGCUUCGUGUACCUCUACCGCAGCGAGAAGCAUCGUCGCCUAGAACUAGCCACAAUGGAAUUAUACGAGGGUAAGGAGCGAUGGUUGGAGCCGGGCGUCCCCUUCAGUUCGCUCGAGUCGAAUCAGGUUCCGAUAGUGGAACAUCAAGCCUUCAUCCUUCCCGCUACGCCCACCGCCGCCGCCUUCACGAUCACCGAGCGCUCGCUUACCGACCGACACGUGCUCCUGGGCCUGUCUUCGGGUGCGGUAGUGGAGCUUCCGUGGGCGUACCUGGAGGCGCGUCGCGACGAGUCACUGCCGGUAGCCGCGCCCGAGCUGCCGCUGCCGGCGGACGCGACGCUUAACUACAACCGCACGCUGCAGCGCGUCAGCGCGCUGCACGCCGCGCCCGCGGGGCUGGAGUCCACCAGCCUCGUGCUCGUCACCGGCCUGGACUUGUUCUACACUCGGGUGGCGCCGUCGAAGACCUUCGAUCUCCUCAAGGAUGACUUCGACUACUACCUGAUCACGAUAGUGCUGUCGGCGCUCAUCGUAGCCACCUACAGUACCAAGUAUUUCGCGUCCCGCAAGAUGCUCAAGCAGGCAUGGAAGUGAUGAUUGUGUUUCUAUUGCUAAUGCAAACGAGUUUGAACUAUAUACCUCGGUGUUAAGGUGGAAACCUUGGUGUUGUGAUGUGGUGAAGUGGCUAAGAUGAAGGUGUGUACAACGGUGUAAGUAUUAUAUUUAAUGAUAUACUGACUAUGUAAGCAAUAAAUUAAAAGACAAAUAUCAUAAAUAUGAAGGGAAGGAAGGGAAUGUUAAGUGUAAUAUUUUAUACGAGAUAUUUUUUUUUUUUCGUAUCUACCAUAUAAUGGUGAAUGUUUGUUUUAUCGUAACAAUUUUUUUCACUUGUGUGUCUGGAAAGAAUUAUAUAACUGUCAUAAAUAUGAUAUGAGCCUCAUAGUGAAAUAAUAACUGCUUAUAGUAGUUACAUAUUGUAAUAAAUAAUAAUAAGCAUUUUUAUAAAUAAUUCAAAUUUCCUCAUUCUUCCAUAAAAUACAGUGUAAAUAAUUUUGUAAAAUAAACAUUGUUAUAGUAGACCAAUUUCAGCUAAAUUUUCCUUCUUUCCUUCUUCUAAGCUAUCUCUGUGACUUACAUUAUAUGCACUGCCGGAAAUUAAAUCUUACUAUAGCUAAGGACAAUUCUUUCAAAAAACUAAGUAAUUGUUGUUACAUAAACUUUAUCCUAAGCUAUAUAGUUCAAACUCGUGUUUUAAUAUGGACUUAUAGGAAAUUUAUAUGAAUAUAUAAAUAUUAAAUAGAUUUGUGAUUGUGCAUAGUGUGUUGUAAGCGGACAGAUAAUGUUCUACAUUCUUUAUACAGAUGUAGUUAUCAGGAAUAAUAUUUUUUAGGUUUCUUCAUACAAGUACCUAAUUUUCUCAUACUGUGAAAUAUAUAUAUACAUAUAUUUAUAACAACAUUACACAUAAUUAAUUACUUUAUUAAACACAUUCUUUUCAUUCAGUAUGACUUGAUAGCUCAAUUAUAUGUCCAUAAAAAAUAAUUAAUAUAAACUAUAGUAUAUAUAAAAAUACAGUAUAUAUUUUAAUUUCAAUCAUAUUAGAAGCAUUUUAAAACAAUUUAAAUGACUGCAAUUUAUUUAAGAUUUUAUUAAUUAGAAAUUUGUAAACAAAGUAUGAGCUAUCAAUGUUGAAUAUUUAUUUUAUUGCUAAGUAUAUUUCUUACGAAAUAAGUUCUUAUAUAAAAUGAAACAGAUAAUAAACUGAUGUAAUUAAGGUUAAAUAUGAUUAGUUAGUGCAAUUUAGGAAUAUUAUUUAUUACAAUGGUGGUUUGUAUAUUCUAUUUAUAUUGAAAAUAACCAUUCCAAGCGAGGAACAUCAAAUAUUAAUUUAUAAUUAAAUAAAAACAUUUGAAAUAAAAUAUUUACCAAUAAUUUAUAAAUGUAUUGAAAAUUAUUUUUAAUAUAAAAUAAUGACCCAUUUGUAACAUUUUGAGGUUUGGAAGUUUCCAAAACAUUCUUGAUUCUUUGAACAGAUUAAUUAUUCUAUUCACUAGAAAAGCUAAAAGCUACAAAAACUAUGUGCAUUUGUUGUAUUUGAUUGUACACCUUUCCAUUUGAUUUCUAAACAUAAAUUGUAAACUAACCAAAGAACCCAUUUGUGUAAAAGAAUUACAAUUUCUAAAGACACUAUAUUACACUGUAUGACUUGUCCCAAUGGCACGAGGAACAACUUUGUCCUAGAAUUGCCACAACAUCAUUGGUCGAGAUCUUAAAUAAUAUAUUCUCUAUACCAAUGUAAGAAGGAAUAGAUACACAAACCAUAUAUCUACUUUUUACAAGCGAUUUGCUAAUAGCUCAACUAUAUUGUACACUACUAACAGUUCUUGAUAAAUAUAUCUUUAUUUAUAAUAAAACAGUAUGUCCCUUACCUACUUAUAUCGACUGUAAUUUUACUUCCAAAGUUCGGAUAACAGCUGCAUCGACAUUCAAAACGCCUAUUAUUUCAAUAAUUCAUAAUGAAUCCUCAAAUAUUUUUCAAGUGAUAAUAUAUACCGCGUUAAUUCAAUGUCUAAUGUUAUUCAUUUGUUUUUUGUCCUCUUGUGGUUGGAAUCUAGGGUAUUAUUAUGGACGCAUCAAUAAAUAACAUUUUAAACGGCCGCAAAGCUAAUUAAACUGGAAAUAAAGUUUUGGAUUUUGAAUUGCAAUCAAUAGAUGUUUGGAGAGUACAAUAAAGCAUAGCUAUUAUAAUCAGUCACAUACAAUAUGUAAACCUAGGGUUUAUUUAUCAUUGCUUGUUACGCAAUUGUUUAUUUAUAGUCAUUAAUAUGAAAAUAAAAAUGCAGUCAAUGUUAUCUGCCACCAAUUUAUUUUAACAUCUGAUCAUUUUAGAUAAAUGAAGAUUAUCUUCGCACUAAGUUCUUUAUAUAAAAGCAUGAAUGUCGAGUUGCCUGAAUUGUCUGUUUAUGUAAGAUUUUUAUCUAAAUUACUCUAUAGGUUUUUCCAAACCAUAAACCAAUUGGCUUGAAAUAGGAAUAUUUAUUUCAAGGAUCCAUCGGAUUAAAAACAUUCGAUUAAUAAAACCGUUACAGUCAAAACAUUUCACUGGUCAAAAUUAUUUUUGAUUGGCAAUAAGGUUGGUUAGUUUUACUUGUGUAAGCCGGUAGUCUAGAAAAUGAGUAUUACAUGACAAUAUUAUUGUACUGAGUAUGUUUGUAUAACCAGAUAUAUAAUAUCAAAGGUACAGCAAAUUAAUUAUCUCAGUCAAGAGUAGUUUUGAUCGCGAUUGUUCUGACUAACAUAACGAAGGGCUCAAUUCUGUCACAAUCAUCUCUUAAUUCAUCACAUUUUGAAUAGCUUGGAAAUAAAAACACGAUAAUGCCAAAUACGUUAGGUGAUGAAAGGAUUAUGAAGUAAGUUGUUCCUAAUCGAAAAAUAUAAUUAUUACGUAUUAUUUGUUGCCGAUUAUGACAUGCACUAAUGGAAAUAUUACAUUAUGGCCAUUUAAUCCUACAGAAAAAAUAACAAUCGAAAAUUAGUAAUACAAAUCGGUAAAGGAACUCUAAAGUAAUUAAUCGUAAUUACUAAUAUGAUAAUCGAAUACCUGUUUUAGGAAUAAAUAAAUGUUUCGAUAAUAUCCAUUAUUUGUAAUCGAUUAAUCGCCCAUCUCUAGUAUGUUUUACUUUGAAUAAAUAACUCAUAAUACAAGAGUAGAUUAGAUUGUUUGUGUUAACUUACUUAAUAAUGUUAACUUACUUUUUGAAAUCGACGAUGUAUGUGUUGUCACAGUGCUUUUGUUCCUUGCAUCAUGUUCACUUGAAUAAGUAUCAGAGUCCCGUGUCUUUACUUCGAGCAAUUUAAACGUAUAGAUCCAUGAAGUGUUAUUUUUAAAUGUAAGUUAAGAUUUCAAAUAUUAUUGACGGUUUCGUUUGAUUAAAUUUUCUUACGUUAUUAAAAAUAAUAGAACAGUUUUUCGUGAAUUUUAAUCGUAUAAAACCAAGUUACUGUGAAAAUUGGAAAAAAUAAAAAGUUAAUUUUGACAUAACUUUUUUAUUGUUGGUUAUACAAUAUUCAAACACUUGACUAACUUUUAGAACAAUUACUUAAAGAUAGAAUAUCUACAUCGAUAGAUUGAUUCUUAGUCUGCGUGACUUGCUACUAUGUAUUAUAAAUCAUUUGUGAGUUUAAUUUAGACAACAUUAAUACGUAGUUAUAUAAAAUAAAACAAAAGAGUAUUACUAAAAUUAUAAAAUCAAGAAAGCUAGUUUCCAAACUUCCAAAAAAAUAUUGAAAUCGAAGAAUUAAACAAUCAAUCUACUAGUAUUGUUGAAUAAACAGCUUUAAACGGCGUACCCGAAUAGAGCAAAUGCUGUAUUAUGUUUAUUUAUACACUGAAUACCAAUUAAACUAUUUUAAUCAGUAAAUAAAUAGAAGUCAUUAAAUAGGAUAGGUUUUGGGAUAAAUGGGUAAUUUUGUUUUGAUUGAAGACCUUGUUUUUAUAUCGAAUAAAAGUUGAAAUACAUACUGCCAA